Dicentrarchus labrax (European seabass) is the source of this 4096-nucleotide messenger RNA. It is a transcript of the gene wdr75, whose product is annotated as WD repeat domain 75. Bases 49 to 2550 code for a protein of 833 amino acids. Gene Ontology annotation, cellular component: nucleolus. Gene Ontology annotation, molecular function: RNA binding; protein binding. Gene Ontology annotation, biological process: positive regulation of transcription by RNA polymerase I; positive regulation of rRNA processing. The record is from RefSeq and is a predicted model, not a curated record. NCBI's taxonomy places the organism in Eukaryota, Metazoa, Chordata, Actinopteri, Moronidae. The transcript has 21 exons.
CUCCCGCAGAAGAAGAGCCCCCGGCGGUCAGAGGUCAGAGGUGAGACGAUGGUUGAACACGGGGAGAUCCGCGUGGUUCACCGGGGCGGCAGUAAACUAACCUCCCGGGAUCCCGUCUUCAGCUCGGAUUCACGGUUCCUGCUGUGCGCCUCAGGAGAGUGUGUGAAGGUGUUCAGCACCUCCACCGAGGAGUGUAUCCACGACCUGCGAGGACACACAGAGCUGGUGACAGGUGUGCUGCUCAGACCCUCCAACCACCUGCAGGUCUACUCUUGCUCAGCAGAUGGCACUGUCAGACUUUGGGACUUCACAGACGGCAUCCUCAUCAAAACUUAUGUCAUCGGAUACCCGAUUUAUUCCAUCUACGCAUCUGCAAACCAUGAAGGAGUCAUCUUUCUCGUUACUCCCGCGCAGAGCGACAAAAGAUCUGAGAUGUUCCAGCUGGUUGCGGUACAACUGCCACAGAGCGGAGAUCAGCUGGUGGAGGCCCGAGAGCUUUCUGCUGUGCUCAGCGACGUCAGCUCCAACCCAGCGGCCAUCGUCUUCGGCAGAGGGGGCGAAUAUAUUGCUUCAGCUAAUGGGCUGCAGCUGGAGGUCUACUUCUUCAAGAAACAGAAGGCAUACAGAUUUCCCCUCAAAGAAGACAACAAGAAGGGAGGCAAGAACACAUUCAUGUGUGUUGCCUGUCACCCAAAAGAUGACUGCAUCGCCACUGGACACGAGGAUGGAAAGAUUCGCUUGUGGAGAAACUUCAACCACAAGAAGGAGUACACGUACUCCACCCUGCACUGGCACCACAGUGCUGUCAGCUCUCUGUGCUUCACCCCAGAAGGCACCAACCUGCUGAGCGGAGGCAUAGAGUCGGUGCUCGUCCAGUGGCGAUACAACCAAGAGAGCCAGCGAGACUUCCUGCCCCGCCUGGGCGCUGCCAUCACACACAUCGCCGUCUCACCUGAUGGAGCGCUGUUCUGUACCUCACACAGUGACAACAAGAUCACAAUCAUCCAGAGCUGUGUUAAAGUGUCUGCUGUUAUUCAGGGCCUGGUCAAAGGAGAAAGUGUCAGGACAGACCUGAUGAUGGACCCACGCAGCAAAUCCCUGGUGUUGAAUGGGAAACCGGGUCACCUGCAGUUUUACUCCCUCCAAAGAGACAAGCUGCUGUACAACCUGGACAUAGUGCAGCAGGAGUAUAUUCAUGAGUCGGGCCUGCAACAGUUUGAGGUGGUCAAGGCGGCCUUCAAUGCAUCUGGCAACUGGCUGGCAACGGUGGAAGAAAGAAAACAGAAAGCUGCUGAGCUGGAGCUGAACCUGAAACUGUGGGCAUACGAUGAACAAACACAGAGUUUUGUGCUGAACACGACCAUCUCGGCCCCACACGAGGCCCAGAUUACAGCCAUGUGCUUUUGCCACGCCGCCGACAGCCAGACCACCAUGCUGGCCUCCACCAGUAAGGACGGGCACUUCAAAGCCUGGCAGCUGGCUGCACAGGCCCACACAGAGGAUGAAGGUCCUUCCUGGUCGUGUGAUUUCGUCGGAGCCUAUCACGACCUGGUGCCCGAGUGCUGCUGUUUCUCAGCCGAUGGUUCUCUGUUGGCCGUCAGCUUUCAGGAGGUGGUGACCGUGUGGAGCCCGGCCUCCUGGGAGCUCCUGACAACUCUGUCCCAGCCGCCAGGAGCCAUCAGGGAUCUUUGUUUUGGGCGACUGAGCUGUUCCAAGUAUCUGCUGGGAACCUCCGCCAACAACCUGCUCUGCUGCUGGAACCUCCUCACCUGCUCAUUGGAGUGGAGCACCUCGAUGGACGUCAGCCUGCUGCUGGCCGACCCCCUCUCCGAGAACAUGGCUGCCUUCUGCUGUCAGGCUGGAUGCACCGACUUGUUUGUGUUUAAGCCCAGCGAGCCUCGGCCGCUGUUUUCCCGUAAGGAGGUGUGCUCGGGGAAGGUGACUCGCGCCGUCUUUGCCCCGAGGGAGGAGAUGCUGGAGAGCUGCGAGGAGAGCAGCCAGUGGCUCAACCACUCCCAGCUGUACUUCCUCACUCAGUACAUGGAUCUCAUGACAUUCACCACCAAGGCGGAGGAAGACCGACUGAUGGCGUCCAGCAAACAGCUUGUGAUCGAUGACAGCGUUGCCAUGACACCGUUCUACCUGUUGCUGGGGAAACAUCGGCAACAGGAAAAUCAGGACUCGCUGGGCGGCAUGUCUGCUGAGAGGACACCUCUGCCACAGGGCUCUGUCGCUAUCAGAGAGCUUCUGCAGACGCCGGCCCACGUCUUGCCCUCGACCUCUUACCUCUGCUCAAUGUUUGUGCAGUCUCUGCUCAUCUCCGUUACAGACACCAGGGAGGAAAAUAAACACACAGAGGAGGAAAUGGAGAGCGAGAAAGAGGAAGAGGAUUCAGAGGGGGAAAUGGAAUCCAGCACGAGACCGAAGGAGUCGCUGGAAAGCGAGGCAACAGAGUCUGCAGCCCCCGCUCUGACAAAAGCACAGGCUAGGGAACUGAGGAGGGUGAAGAAACUUGACCACAGCUGGCUCGCAGGCCUCCUGGACUCUUGAACAUGACCAUGUACAAAGACAGACACACACAGAUACACUGCCCAUAGAAGGUUUUCACCAAUUCAGUGGAUUUCUUUUAUUGUUUUACACCAUGAAAUUGAGGAUUUCUUCUAGAAAUCACAAAACAAAUACAUUUCUAUGCACAAAAACAAGUAUUUGAUUGCAUACGUAUCCAACCCCUUUGGCAGCAGUUGCAGCCUUGAGUCAACGUUGACAAGUUUGUAUCAGUUUCCAAGUCUUACAACAAAGUCUGGUUUGAAUUCAUAUCUGGAUUCUGACUCAACCACUCCAGAAUAUUAACAGUGUUGUUUCUCAGCCUUUCCUCUGUAGCUUUGGCUGUAUGUUUGUGAUUGUUGGAAAAUAAAUCUCUUCACAAGUCAGUUUUCUUGCAAACUGCAGCAGGUUUUCCUCCAGGAUGUCUUUUCUGCAGUUCUGAGGCCUUAAUCACCAAAUUUCAAGCUGCAAGAUAAUUCGGUAAUUUCUCCCUUAUCCUCUUUUCACACUGUACAGACAGUUCUUGCACGAACUGUCCGUGCACGAACAUGCAAACAGCAAUUUGGAAGUUUCACUUGCUCCUUUCACCAGACUCCCAGUUUCUCCCAUCCGUCCCCACAAUGCUUGGCUGACCUCACGCAGGUCCAGGGUUUCGCUUACACCGAUAAUCAAAAAGCUCACUUUUGGACUUCAAUUCACCUCAGUCUCCUCCAUGCCUGCUGGUAAUCACGAGCUGGGGGACUGUGAAUAACAGAACAGAGGAUUAUCGAGUGCUUAAAUGUUUCUCGUAUCUGCCUUCUUGAACUUCUUGUUAACUUGUCACAGGCAAGACUGAAACCUCAUCCGUGGUUCCCAACACUGACAUAGUUGUUGAUGUUCAGGCUACAUCUCUGUGGGGUUUUUUUUCCUCCCAGUAGGUUUGGUCAAAUUUGUAUUUAUACUUAAUAUUACUAUUACCACGUGGAGGGGCAGCCUGAUGUUUAUAUUUAGAAGUAUUUUUAGCUAUCCAUUUUGACAUUUCUAUGCAAACCUACAGUUAGAUUGGUGGGAAACUGAGGGUACAACCUGCACAGUGGGGGAAACACCGUGAUUGUUAUGACAAUAUACUAAACAUCAGCCUCAAAUAACUUUGUAACGUGGAUAUAUUUACUCCCUGGUUGAGAAUCACUUGUUUUUAUGGUGUAGUUUUUGAUGGGAUAUUAAAUAAAACCUGCAUCUUCCACUUAAAGCAAAUAGUUGCACCAGUGCUGAUUUGGUAUGUCACAGUAAAGAGAUGAAAUACUUAUGCAAUCAUUUAUUUUGAUCAGUUUGUAGGGGCUUCUUUUUUUUUUUUUAAACUUGCACGUUAAAGUAUUUGUGUUUUGUCAAUCAGUGUAAAGCAAAAAAAAAGAACUAAUCACAUCCACUGUGAUUCAAUGUUAAAACAUUAAGGACUCCACCGGUGGGGUAAAAACUCUCUAUAGGCACUGUAUCAUGCACAUACACAGUAUAGUGCAAUUACUAGACAUUUUUCUAUAUUUUGAAUUUUAAUAAAAAAGAAGUCUUUCUUUAA